Molecule: messenger RNA, 6085 nt
Organism: Cyanistes caeruleus (blue tit)
Lineage: Eukaryota; Metazoa; Chordata; Aves; Passeriformes; Paridae
Gene: MSH5
Product: mutS homolog 5
Biological process (GO): chiasma assembly; mismatch repair
Cellular component (GO): nucleus
Molecular function (GO): ATP binding; ATP-dependent DNA damage sensor activity; mismatched DNA binding
Source: RefSeq, a predicted model, not a curated record
CAGUAGUUACUUUAAGAGUUUAGGGGUCCUUGUUCCACUGCAUUGUCAGUAAAAAUAAAUUAUCUCUGUAGAAAUUCAGUAUUUUCUCCUUCAACCUAUCUCCCAAUAAUGCUGUUUGCUAUUUAAGUAUCAUUGCUCUAUGCUAAGGAAUAUUAGGAGCCUCUAGAAGCUCGAGCCCAGUGGUCCCUAUGGCCUGGCUGCUAGAAUGCAGCCUGGUGUGUGGGAGCCUCAGUCUUCGAUGGAUGUACCUGCUGCUUUCACCUCCCAGAGACACAUACCCAUGCCCAAAGGACACAGACACGGCUGGCUACAUGGAUGUCAGUGCCUUCAUCAGGACCUGCACAUGGGGCUCACAGGAGAUACAAGUGCAGGUCACUCCUGACAGGGACAGAAGGUCAACAGUGUAGGAUGUGCAUGACUUUCUCUCCAUGUUCACGUUUGUGCAUUCCUGGAGCACCAUCAUGGCCCUUCUGUCCCCACAGCACCCCUGCCCAGAUUGCUGGCCUCUUACUGAGCCCAUGGGUCUCCUACUUGCUGGCUGGGCCAGCUUGAGGUUUGGCAGUGAACACCUGCACUCCCCACACACACUGUUUGGGGAGGAUACAGACAUUUGCCCCCAGCAAUCAGUUGGACAAGUGUGCCCACCAACCUCAUUUUAAACAGGACUGGCCCCUUUUGCAGCCCACAUCAUCCACUCCUCUUUUGCGUUCCUCCCUAACCUCUCUCUCUGCACACCCCCCAUGUGUUUGCACAGUGAACCUGACAACACCCUGGACUCUCGGCUUUACAGCCCCAACCACUGCAAAGUCACGGUUUGCCUGUGGUUUCUCGGCAGCCCAUCAGUGUGAAAUGUCUACUUUAGCAAAGGUCCAAUGUCCUUUCAUUUCCUUAAUCACUGGAAUGAUGACAUCUAGUGGUGCAGGCUUUUCAUUUCAGAAAAUGGAAAUCUGGGAGUCUACAUCUCUGUGGAAGUCUACAUUUAUUCCGUUCUCACAGUAGUUAUUUAAAAUUUUAUAUUCUAUGGCUAGACUAGUCCUUAUGUACUAAGGCUAUUCUGACAUUAAAUCAUUAUUCCUUGCUUUUUGGCUGACAGUUCUUGGAAAUACAGGUAGACGUCAAUUAGUAAUAAAAAAAUACGUUUUCAGCCAGGAGAACACUUGUCAAAAUGUGAAGCCUUGAGUACUUCUAGAAUGAAAUGAAAAGACAAAUAUCACAACUCCAUGCUCCAAUAAAAAAAAUAACAUUUACAAGAGGUUGGGAUGUUGCUUGUCAAAGACAGGUUGGUAAGGUGUGAAUCAAAAUGUUGAAUGCUCACGAAUUGAGUUGUGCUUGCGAUGCACUACUGAAAGGUAUUUGGAAAAGCAGCCAUGGGAAAUCUGUGGUAUUUUUAGUAACUGGAAUAGUUUCUGGAGUGCUGCUUCAGUGAGAUGUGAAAGGAUUAAGCAAUGGAGGUGCAUGAGAAGGUCACGGAUCAUUUCUUAACUGAAAGGGUCUGGAGCAGUAGAGACGCAAGAGAAAAGUUGCUACCACACGGGAAUAGUAGAGAUGCAGAUAAUAAAGAUAAGCUAUAGUGGAGGAGGGUGAGAAACAAGACUAUUUGAGAGGCCACUUGGAAGUGUUUAGUGCUGGAAGGGGAGGAGGAAGACAUCUGCCUCUCGAGGAAGCACUGUAAUGGGUGAUGUCUGUAAAGGACGUGGCUGUGUAACGUGGGCCUGGAGAGGCACAGCACAAGGAGCUCUUGCAGGACUGCCAGAGCACGGGGGAGAAUGCCUCUGGCAGCCCUGCAGUGUCUGGCUUUUCUCCCCGUGUCUCUGCGAAGGCACAGCCCCCUAUCCCAGCAGUUGAACCCCAUGCAGUCCCCGUGGCUACGGCCACAGCCAGCCUCGGGCCCAGGGGCAGGAAGGCUCCAGUGGUGACAGCGUAGAUAGCAGAGCCGCAAGUAGCUCCGGGCUCCGUGUCCAGACCCCACAAGCCAGCACCCCACUGCGGUGCUCCAGCCAGGCGGGGCCCGCGGGCGGCCCGAGGGUCGCUCCUUGUGGGGCGGCCGAGCCGCCAGCCGGGCCAGGGCCGCUGUGGGCGCGGCCCGGCUGCAGAGGCAGGUGCGGGCCCCCUGACGGGCGCUGCGGACGGAGCGCCGAGCUCCCGCCCGGAGAGGAAGGGAAAGGGGACAGCACAACGCUUUUGGGAUGCCGGGAGGCGCAGCAGCUGAGCCGAGCUGCCCGUCUGCGGUGAGAAGGAAUGAGUGCCACAUCAGCCACAAGCUGUGCCUUGCCACUGUCGCUUGGGCCUGAGCAAGAGGAGCAAGAGGAGCAAGAGCACUCGGAGACACAUAUGUCUGUUUUGUGGUAUGCAGGGCAGCUGGCAAUUACUUACUAUGAUACAGAAGACUGCUCAGUCUACUUCAUGCCUGAGACACCUGAUAAUGAAGACCUCAAGCUACUGCAAAAAGUGAUUGGGGAACUUAACCCUCAAUGCAUAGUGACCAGUGCAAAACAGGACCAGAAUAUUGCCAAAUUCCUGACCAACCUAACAGCUACUGAUGGUGAUAAAGACAUGCGAAAACCAGAAAUUGUCCUGUUUCCUAACAUAGAUUUUGGUCUGGAAGUCAGCAAGCAACGGAUCCUGUCUAGGCAAUUUCCUUUUAUCCCAUCUCAUAUGACUGCCACUGAGAAAAUUCUCUAUUUGUCCUCAGUCAUCCCUUUUGAGAGUCCACUCAUGAUACGAGCCUUAGGGGGCCUCCUUAAAUUUCUAGACAGAAGAAGGGUUGGAGUUGAACUCGAAGAUAGCAGUAUAGCAGUUCCUAUUUUGGCCUUUAAAAAAUUUGUGCUGUCAGAUACUGUGAAUAUGGACCAAGACACUUACUGUGUCCUGCAGAUAUUUAAAAGUGAUAUCCAUCCUUCUGUGUACAAGCUGUCCAGUGGACUAAAAGAAGGAUUCAGCUUAUAUGGAAUUUUAAAUCGUUGCAGAUGCAAAUGGGGAGAAAAACUGCUGAGGCUGUGGCUCACACGACCUACCCGGAACCUGACAGAGCUGAACAAACGGCUGGAUGUUAUCAACUUCUUCCUUCAGGCUCAGAACCAUGAAACAGUCCUUACUCUUCAAAACUGCCUCAAGAAUAUUAAAAAUGUGCCUCUUAUUUUAAAGAGAAUGACUCUUUCCAAUACAAAAGUUAGUGACUGGCAAGCACUGUAUAAGACGGCAUACAAUGCAGUGUGCCUUAGAGACACGUGUCGUUCUCUGCCCAGCACUAUUGAACUUUUUCAGACUAUUUCAUCUGUCUUCACUGAUGAUCUGCACUACAUUGCUAACCUAAUUAGCAAAGUGGUAGACUUUGAAGGCAGCCUCUCAGAGAACCGCUUCACUGUUAGACCCAAUGUAGAUUCCACAAUUGAUGAGAAGAAAAGAAAGCUGAUGGGACUGCCAGGCUUCCUUACAGAAGUGGCACAAAAAGAACUGGAGACUUUGGACAGUCAGAUUCCCUCUUGUUCUGUGAUCUACAUUCCUUUGAUUGGGUUCCUCCUGUCCAUUCCACGCCUACCAAAUAUGGUGGAUAAGACUGACUUUGAAAUUGAAGGCUUGGACUUCAUGUUCAUGUCAGACAAUAAACUGCAAUACAGAAGUGCCCGGACCAAGGAGCUAGACAGCCUGCUGGGUGACCUGCACUCUGAGAUCAGAGACCAGGAAACACUCAUCAUGCACCAGCUGCAAACAAGGAUCUUGGAGAAGUCUGAAGUACUUAACAGUGUGAUUGAGUACACUGCACACCUUGAUGUGCUGCUAGCCUUGGCAGCGAUGGCCCGGGAGAACGCCUAUUGCCGACCUCGCUUUACUCACCGCCACGGCUUCCACAUCAAGGAUGGAAGACAUCCACUCAUGGAACUAUGUGCAAAGACUUUUGUGGCCAACCCUGUGGACAGCGGCGAGGCUACCAGACGAAUAAAGAUCAUCACAGGGCCCAACUCUUCUGGAAAGAGUGUUUACCUAAAGCAAAUAGGUCUUAUAGUGUUCAUGGCUCUAAUUGGCAGUUACGUCCCUGCAGCAGAGGCAGAGAUUGGAGUAAUUGAUGGGAUUUACACAAGAAUCCACAGUAGGGAAUCAGUUUCUGUAGGGCUCUCCACGUUCAUGAUUGAUCUUAACCAGGUUGCCAAGGCUGUAAACAAUGCCACAGAGAGGUCCCUAGUACUUAUUGAUGAGUUUGGUAAAGGGACCAACACAGUGGAUGGCCUGUCCCUUCUGGCUGCUGUCCUGAGGUACUGGAUCAGACAAGGAACACAGUGUCCACAGGUCUUUGUCUCUACUAAUUUUCACAGCUUGAUGCAACUAGAACUCCUGCCUGACACACCUCUUCUGGAGUACCUGACCAUGGAGACCCAUCAGGAUGGAGAGGAGUUGAUAUUUUUCUAUCAGAUCAAAGAGGGCGUGUCCACAAUUAGUCACGCUGCCAAUAUUGCUGCAUUAGCAGGAAUGCCAGCCAAAAUUAUUGAAAGAGGAGUGGAAGUAUCAGAACUGAUCCGCAAUGGAAAGCCUAUCAAAUGUCUUGAUCAUCCUGCAAAAGGUGAUAGGAUGGAAAAAUGCAAGUCUGUUGUGGAAAAGUUUCUUAGCAUAGACCUUGACGAUCCCCAAGUGGACUUAGAAGAAUUCAUGUCUAAAGAGGUGUUGCCUUCUGCGGCCUCAGUCCUGUAGCAAGGGUAUGUGUAAAUGCAUAGAGUGCACCAUAUCUACCAUGGAGAGUCUGGUACUUCAGAGAAUGAUCACUGUGACAUAACACCUCACAGGACAUUUAGCUUGUAACAAACUAUCUGCAGUUAUGUCCUUCCUUCUUCUUGUUUAAACCAAGUACUUACAUAUCCCUGCUAUAUGGUGUAUCAUAUAAGUUUUUGAAGAGGAAGAAUUUUAGGAACCUCUUCCAGCUACUGGGUUACCCAGUUUGUGUAUUUUCUGCCCCUAUUGUUGGAACCUCAGAUUAAAAAAAUAUACUGUAGAAAAAUCACAACACAUUUCUACUGGUCUUAGAAGACUGUUAAAAAAAUUUGUUUAUUGUUUUGUAUUGUGCCAAAGUGACGGUUUAAGCCACUUUAGGAUCAGCAUCAAAGAUUCCAAAUAAGUAUGUGGCUCAGACUCUUGUACCAACAACUAACAGUUGUCAAAGUACAAACCACUGACACAGAGGCUGAUAAGGGACAAUGCAAAGGGAUUUAAUGGCUCUAUGGCUUUUCUUUUACCAGCUUUUCUAUCCAAAUGCCAGAGAUCCCAGCAGUUAUUAAAAAAAGAAUGCUGGUGGUCAGAUUCAGUGAUAAAUAAAGUGCCUUGGUUUUACUAAGAACUGUUCUCUUUAAGGUCCUGUAUAAUGCAGUUGUAUUAAACGUACUAUGUGUCUAUGCCACAUGGGUAUAAAUAAAGGCAAAAUUACAAACCUAGGAAUGGAAGAGAGAAAUUCACAUUUUCUAUUCUAUUUUCAGUUAACAUUUGAGAAUUAAUACCACAAAGGGAGGAUUCCCUUUCACUUCUCUUGUCAUGCAAAGGAUCUUUAUUGAACACAGUAUUUUAUGUACACGUAUGCAAAAAAAUUCAUUAACAGAUUAAUGAUGGAAAAGCCAUAUCUAAACACCAUCAAAGCAAUAACCUUUCCUGUAGCCACACAAGUGCCUGAGAUUCCACAUGUAAAUAAGACAGAAGAGACAUUAGAUAGCUUAUUGUCUGCCAAAACUUCUCUAACCAUUUACAUUAUGGCAAAUAAAAGACAUACUACAUCUCUCAUCUAUAUGUAAUUUCAAGAAGCCAAAAAUAUUAAUGUCACAAACUGAGAGAAAAUUUACAUUAAAAAAAAUUGAAUCCCUUUAUAAUUAUCAGUAUUAAACAUGUUACCUGGUAUAUCUGGCUGAACAUAGCAAAAAGAUGAGUAUCAGCAUACCUCUAAAAGAUCUGAAAUUGGAGACACUGCUUUGGGUUUGUUUUGGAAUUUCCUCCUUGAUGAUGAAGGAAACUAUUAUUAUUACCAAAUAAGUACCUUAAGUUAUUUCUGUAUAAAACUGGAAAGUGACAGAAAUUCAACACAAUUUACAUUAAAAAAUACAAGCGUAAAUUA